This is a messenger RNA of Alosa sapidissima (American shad), 1778 nucleotides long. Its product is annotated as major histocompatibility complex class I-related gene protein-like. Gene Ontology annotation, biological process: immune response. The transcript is spliced from 7 exons. Gene Ontology annotation, cellular component: external side of plasma membrane. NCBI's taxonomy places the organism in Eukaryota, Metazoa, Chordata, Actinopteri, Clupeiformes, Clupeidae. The coding region runs from base 100 to 1224 and encodes 374 amino acids. The record is from RefSeq and is a predicted model, not a curated record.
CAGUGGGCAGGAUUAUACAGUUUAUGAACUUGUCAUACUGUUCACAUUUGUGCCCAGUCGUUUACAUGGACCAUAUGUUUGGAUCAGAACAGCCAAAGCAUGAAGAAACUUAUUUUGUUGUUGUCAUUAUUUCAGAUGUCAUGCGGCUAUGAAACAGGUUCUCACUCCUUAUGGAUGAAGUCAACAUACAUCAAAGGAAGAACUCCAUUUCCAGAAUUCUCAGCAUAUAUGAUGUUGGAUGAUAUUGUGUUUGGGUACUAUGAUUCCAAUAAACACAAAUUAUUAUACACAUUCAUUCAUAAAGCCUUAAACAGCAGUGUUGAUGAAGAUGAAAUGGAUUAUGUUGGAUCCAUUAUUGGAUAUGUACAUGGACGCCUGAAAGAUCGAGCAUCUUAUCUGAGCAAGUAUUUCAACCACACAAAUGAGAUUUACACUUAUCAGAGAGCUGCUGGAUGUGAACUACUGCGCGACGAUAAACCAGGAUUGAUGAUUAGUACAGAUGCUUACAAUGGAGAGACUGUUGAAGGAAAGUAUUUUGAUGUAGAUCAUGAAACUCUUCACUUUAACCGGAAGUGGACAAACAGUGAGAGUGCAUUAUGGACUCCAAAGUUGAAUGGCCCUUCUAUGUACAAAUUUGUAUAUCAACCCAACUGUAUCAAAUUUCUCAAAAAGCAUCUAGCCAAAGAUAGGAAUCGAGUGCUGAAAAAAGUGAAGCCCAGAGUCAGGCUCCUCCAGAGUGAAAAGAAGGGCUCAACUGGUGUUCUGUUGACCUGUCUGGCCACUGGAUUCUACCCCCGUCACAUCAACCUGACCCUGCUCAGAGACGGCCAGUCUGUGUCUGACCACCAGAUCACUGGGGGGGAGCUGCUACCUAAUGGAGAUGAGACGUACCAGAUGAGGAAGAGCCUGGAGGUCAGCGCAGAGGAACUACAGCAUCACCACUACACCUGCACAGUUGAACACCUCAGCCUGGACAACAAGCUGGACAUUGAUUUGGAGGGUGAUUGGGACUUGGGAACUACGGCCAUCGCAUCCUCUACACUGGUGGCUGUGUGUGUGUGCUGCCUGGUAGGAGCCAUCGGCUUCUUUAUCAGAAAGAAAACAACGAAAGAUAAGGACUCCCAGACUGCUGUGUCGAGUAACUACUCAGCUGCCUCAAGCACAGAUGAUUCAGAGAAGGCUGAAGAAGUCUACCCAUUGAACUCAGUUUGCCCACCCAUGUGAUGGUGUUUGUUUGGAUUUGUUUAGUGUUCUCCCUGUUUAUAGCUCUGGCUCCACCUGCUGUCUGAUCAAGGUAUGACAGUGGAUCACCUGCAUCACAACUGUGUCCUCUCUGUUCCCAUGGUAACAUACUGAACUGCUACACCUUGCUACGCGCAGUGAUUGUGCUGCAUGCUGAAGAGGAUAGUCAGUGUUCAGUUGCUAAUUCAUAAUGUGAAAUGUUUGUGAAAUUUAAAAUCGUGUGCAAAAGCAAACAUUUGCAUAUAGCAAUCUGAAUAUGCUUGUAUAUGCAUUGCGUAAGCUACUAAAUAUUAUCCUAUAUUAGUCCUAUAUUAUUUUCUGUUCAAAAACAAAAUUAUCAGUUUUUAAAAAAGAUAUAUAUUUUACAAUUAUGUCAUGAAGCAGAUGUAUGCAUAUCAAAAUGUGAUGCAUAUUAUUGAGUGUGCAUUUGUACAGCUGCAAUAUCAUGUUUAUUGUUUUACACGGCUUACACUGUUUACUGUUUUAUUUUACACAGCUUUGUUCAAAAUCCAUUAAAGGAAAUGGGAUCAUUUUCA